Molecule: messenger RNA, 3469 nt
Organism: Struthio camelus australis
Lineage: Eukaryota; Metazoa; Chordata; Aves; Struthioniformes; Struthionidae
Source: RefSeq, a predicted model, not a curated record
UUCCCUGAAUGCUUCUACUAUAGAAGCCUUGGUGUGUGUAACGAAAUGUCUUGUUUUCCAAGGUUCGGUACUUUCACUUGUCUGCUCUUUUCCGUAUUGCGAUAAUGAGGAGAGAUUGUGGGCUAUCUUUUACUACUUUGAUCUGCAGGAGGCACGUGCUCUUUAGGAGUACUACCUUUGUGAGAAGCAGAAGUAUGAAAUCAUCCUCAAGGCAGGCAUUCUUCCUCUUGAGGUUUUAGUGUCUGCGACAGUCCCUGUGGCUAUUUUGGGAAGAUGAAUUUAGGUCACUGUGUGCUGUAGAAGGACACUGCUUUCUGAUUACUUUGUUGAGUAGUUUAACAGGCGCAGAGAACUUUUCACAGUUGAUUGAACCAAGUGUUGCAUAUGCAUGGAGUAUAUCUGUGUGUUGUCUUAAGUGCAAUGUCUUACUGAAAUCCUCUUUUGUUCAAAUGUCAGAGAACCAGUGUGCAGCAGUUGACUCAUGAGUUCCUACUCUUUCUGAAAAAGAUGAUGAAACUUUAUGAUGUUUCCUUAGGUUAAAGGCAGCGGAGGCUGAAAACUCCGUGCUUGUUCUGCUCUGAGCCUCCCCACCGUCUUCAACAUGGCCGGUGGCAUUACUGAUACUGGAGAGCUUUACUCUCCUUAUGUUGGUCUGGUUUAUAUGUUCAACCUCAUCGUUGGGACAGGAGCCCUAACCAUGCCGAAGGCCUUUGCAACAGCAGGGUGGCUCGUCAGCCUUGUUCUCCUAAUGUUUCUGGGCUUUAUGAGCUAUAUGACUACCACCUUUGUGGUAGAAGCCAUGGCUGCCGCAAACGCCCAGUUGCGAUGGAAGAGAAUGGAAAAACGCAAGGAAGAUGAUGAGGAUGAGGAUUCUUCCUCUGGAGUAUCCGACAGUGAUGUUCUCCUCCAAGAUGGCUAUGAGCGAGCAGAGACACGACCUAUCCUUUCAGUUCAGAGACGUGGCUCACCCAAUAUCUUUGAAAUCACUGAGAGGGUGGAAAUGGGUCAGAUGGCUUCCAUGUUCUUCAAUAAAGUGGGUGUCAACCUCUUCUAUUUCUGCAUAAUUAUCUACCUCUAUGGGGACCUGGCAAUCUACGCAGCAGCUGUACCGGUCUCUCUCAUGCAAGUGACCUGUAGUGCCACUGACAACCAUUCUUGCAGUGUUGGCGAUGGCACAAAGUAUAAUGAUACAGAUAAGUGUUGGGGGCCAAUUCGACGGAUCGAUGCUUACAGACUGUACCUGGCAGCAUUCACUCUUCUCCUGGGUCCUUUCACCUUCUUCAAUGUGCAGAAGACAAAGUAUCUACAAAUCAUGACAUCCCUGAUGAGAUGGAUAGCUUUCAUCCUCAUGAUUAUUCUGGCCCUUAUCCGCAUCAGCAGAGGCCAAGCAGAGGGUCACCCGUCUGUGGCCCAGCUGUCGGGCAUCCGCAAUCUCUUUGGGGUGUGUGUCUACUCCUUCAUGUGCCAGCACUCCCUGCCGUCCCUCAUCACACCCAUCUCCAAGAAGAGGCAUGUCAACAAGCUCGUGCUGCUCGAUUAUGUCCUGAUACUGGCCUUCUACAGCCUCCUGUCCUUCACUGCCAUUUACUGUUUCCGCAAUGACACCCUCAUGGACAUGUACACGCUCAACUUCACCAACUGUGAAAUCAUCAACAUCGCCUUCAUUCGCUACUUCCUGGGCCUCUUCCCGGUCUUCACCAUCAGCACCAAUUUCCCCAUCAUUGCUGUGACCCUGCGCAACAACUGGAAGACCCUUUUCCACAGAGAAGGGGGAACCUACCCAUGGGUGGUGGAUAGGAUUGUCUUUCCUGCCAUCACACUGAUUCCCCCAGUGCUGGUGGCUUUCUGCACCCACGAUUUGGAGUCCUUGGUGGGGAUCACAGGAGCCUAUGCUGGGAAUGGGAUCCAGUACCUCAUUCCAGCUUUCCUCGCAUACUGUAGUCGGAAGGACACUCAGCUGGUCUUCGGCAGCGGUACGGUUAACAAGCACCUGUCCCCUUUCCGGCACACCUUCUGGAUUGUGUUUGUGCUCAUAUGGGGCUUUUCUUGCUUCAUGUUUGUGACUGCAAACAUUGUUCUGAGUGAGUCCAAACUCUGAAAUGGGCAUAGCAGUGUGCUCCCUCUGGAGCUCCGGAGGAGACUCCAGCAUUUCAGCUUCUCUGGGACUGUGGAGGGAAAAGUAGAGCCAGCGUGAAGGGAAGUUUCCAGGCCACUGGUUUGGUGACACAGGUCAGACCUGGCCAUAGACUUGCUUUGCUCCACUUCCACUUUGGAUGUGGAUGUAAAAAGGCUGAGCCUGCUCCAAUCCUGGUUCACAGACUCGCUGUACAAAGCCGUGGGGCUGAGCUCUUGGCAGCCUGUACGAUUAACCAGUGCCCAGCCAUUUCUGCCUUGAGCUCUGUUCAAGCAUCACUUUCUCUGCCCCUACAGUGGCCCUUCUCUGAUGCUGCAGGUUUCGGCACGCAGGAGAGCCAACAGCCUUGUCUGCUCGCUACACUAGUUGGCUACGUGCCCCUUCCUGCAGAGGCAGGUACCUACUGUGCACAGAAUCCAGCAGGAGUUUGGGGAAAUGAACCUCUCUCCAACAGCAGCCCCCACAGAAAUAAACCUCCUGUGCCAGUCGAUGGGGGAGAAAAUAAAUUAGGGUGGGAAUAGCCCUAGCUUUUUUUUUUUUUUUUUUAAAUCUGUUACACUUUCUUUUUCCAGAAGCAUUAACCUGUUCUGUGCUCUGGGUAAGGAGCACCGUGGAUUGCCUGGCAUCUGGGAUCUCUUGCUUAGCAGAACUGGAUUUUUUUUUUUUUUUCCUCCAGCCCUGGAGUUUACGUUUGCACUUCUCAUCCUAUUCUCCUUUGCUUUGGCAGCCUUAGUUCUACCGAGCAAUGUUCAUAUGCAUGCACGGAUGUAGCUCUUCACCCUUGGAAAGGAAGACACAGCCUUGCUUCCCUUGGCUCCUGCGUGCAGCUAAGAGACUUCAGCUGGCAGAGCCAUUCUCCAUUUCACACAGGGCUGGUGCAACAGGCCAGGCCCCGGCUGCAGUGGUCAGGAUUUAUGUGGGGCUGGGGAGGUGCUAAUUACCUAGGCCUGAUGCAUGUUAGAUCUGCAAGAGCCCUGGCUGUGCACACUGACACAUUUCCAGCCUCCUGUGCUGGGUAAUUAGCCUUGAAACAAGGUGGGUGUUAACUCAAGGGAAUGGGCUCGUGCCAGCAGGAAAAGGCUAUGCUGUGGUUCAGCUGUCUCUCUGCAGGAGCAGAGCUUGUGUGAUGGGGGAGAGAAAACGAACCCUGCUGAAACUGCUCCUGAACUCACCCAUCCUCUCUUUCUGCGCAGGGUUAAGGUGAGCUUUUUGCCGGUUUUAUUCAGCUUAUCUGAGAGUUUGCUGGGCUCCCAGAUAAUUCUCUGCCUGUUAUCUUGGGCAGCUAAUGCCUUAGAUUAUAAUCUCUGCUUCUGAGGCUUCUCUUGGUCGCUAUAA